UUGUGAAAUGAAAAAAUGAAAACCCUCUACGUUAUUGGGCCGGCAGUGGAGGCCCAUGAACAUGUCGCUCGGCAGGAUACGGUGGAAAGACCAAAGAGCUCUCGCUUUCACUCGCUAAGCCCGCAGAUUACCACCACCGUCGAGUUCUUCUCCGACUCAGCAACAGACACAAGCAGACCGAAGAAGCUCAACGUUCUCCGAUUUCUCAGCAGAGAGAAGAAGAAGCUUAAGAGGUGGACAAUGGGUGGUGGAGCAGAUCAUGGGCACGGGCACGGGCACGGACACGGGGAGGUCCACGGCGACUUCAGGACCAAGGUAUGGAGCAUGACCGGAGGGCCUUAUUGCAGGCCCAAGCACUGGAAGCGCAAUACCGCCAUCGCUAUGUUCGGCGUCUUCCUCGUCUGCAUCCCCAUCGCCAUGACGUCCGCCAAGCUCGAGCAACGGCCUCAUCCCCCCGUUCGCCCCAUUCCUUCGCAGCUCUGGUGCAAGAACUUUGGUGAUAAGGAGUACUGAAGAAGUCUGCAAUGGCAAAUAACCGAAGUGCUAAGUCCCGCAGCAGAUUGAAGUGGCUUGUGCCUACUCUUUUUUUUUGGAUUUGAGACAUCCAGUUGAGAUUUUGGAUCAUACGUGUCUGAACUGAUGACAGGUUGCCUCCCUUUUUUUUUUCUUUUUUUUUGGUUGUUGUCAUUCAGCAUCCAAUAAGCAGUGGAUGAUAAUCCGAUUUGCUUCAAUAUAAGGCACGUCCGAAGCUACUCGUUCCAGCUGAACAACUAGAAUCGUUCCUUCUAA
Molecule: messenger RNA, 789 nt
Organism: Rhodamnia argentea
Lineage: Eukaryota; Viridiplantae; Streptophyta; Magnoliopsida; Myrtales; Myrtaceae
Exons: 3
Coding region: 16-513 (165 amino acids)
Source: RefSeq, a predicted model, not a curated record